This is a messenger RNA of Hyla sarda, 2949 nucleotides long. It is a transcript of the gene IL12RB2, whose product is annotated as interleukin 12 receptor subunit beta 2. The record is from RefSeq and is a predicted model, not a curated record. Gene Ontology annotation, biological process: cytokine-mediated signaling pathway. Gene Ontology annotation, molecular function: cytokine receptor activity; protein binding. Bases 124 to 2847 code for a protein of 907 amino acids. NCBI's taxonomy places the organism in Eukaryota, Metazoa, Chordata, Amphibia, Anura, Hylidae. Gene Ontology annotation, cellular component: external side of plasma membrane. The transcript has 16 exons.
UGGAUGAAGACACAUGUGCGAUCCCACCAAACCACCCGACUAGUGGGGGCCGCGCAUGACGGAGACAUUGUACGGUGCAGAGACCACACGUGAACACAGUCAUUCAUCCCUUCUUUUCGGCUUAUGGAGAGAAGAUUUUGGAUUCUGUGGAUGGCUGCGAAUAUCACUAUAGUGCGGCUCCCAAGCACAGAACCCUGUUUAGCUGCUAUAAUGAUGGCCAACCCCGGCACGGUGAUUCACUACGGCCACACUAUUAACCUCACGUGCACUUUAACGGGUAACUCCAACCCCUGCGGACGGGGACCUCGGGAAGAUGUGACCAUUUAUACACAGAAGACGUUACUGCCGGGGACAUUGAAGAUGGAUUCUGUCAUUGUUCAAGACGUUCUACCUCCUCCUGGCGAAACCAGUUACCGCUGCCAGAAAUGUAAACAACUCUGCAUGCUGUCAGUAUAUGCUGGAUUCCCCCCAGAUCGGCCGCGGUCUAUCACAUGUGAGCAGGAGGGAGAAUUGGGAAACAUUUCCUGCUCGUGGGAAAAUGGAAGAGAAACGUUCAUUGAAACAACCUGCACGUUGCAGCUUUGGCAGGAAACACAUCAUGUGACCGUUUCCAGCAAAUGCAGAUCACAAGCAAAUCAGUCUCUCUCGUUGCCGGCGACCAUCGCGGUAGAUGGUAAAUACACAGUUCUGGUGCAGACAAGCAAUGACCUAGGAGAAAAUGUCUCUCUGCCCUACAGGUUCAUUUACAGCGAUGUAGUGAAGCCACCUCAGCCAAGCGACAUAUCAGUGACCUGCCAUACGUCUCAUAAAUGUACGGUAACCAUUCACGCCGAUCAGGGCGCUCAACACUUUCGGCUACGGUAUCGCGUGACCAAGGAGAGCGCUUGGGAGCAGGUGGAGAUCCUGAGGAAUAGAUCCCUGAUCCUUCACGCUUUACGCUCAUUGUCACAAUACGAGUUCAAGGCCGCCUGUAAAUACGUGAUUGACAGAGGAAAAUGGAGCAACUGGAGCGACGUGGUGACACACGAGACCCCGGAAGACGCUCCACACGGAAAAAUUGAAGCUUGGUACAAAUUACACAAGAUGAAUAGUGAAGUCACCAUUUUUUGGAAGUUUGUGAAUCUAUCAGAGUUUAGGGGUCACAUACGGUUUUACCGGGUGAUAUUCCAGGAUAAUGUCCAAAACACCACAGACACAUGGCUGCGCCGGAACCUUACCACAGAAGGGUGUGUCAUAACGGUGUCCGCGCACAACUCCAUGGGGGGCUCCGCUCCUACCGCCAUCAGGGUCACCACUCACAGCCCGACAGGAUUUCCAGCUCCCACCAAUGUCACCGCCAUUACCAGCGGCCCAGAAAGCAUCUCCCUCCACUGGGAAAUGCCCCCUGAGAUGGCGUCUGCCGGAGACCAGAUAGUCGCUUGGGAGGAUCCUACUGGGACAGAUCAAAGUCAUACAAACUGGAUCCUGGUCCCCAAUCAGAAAAGAUCGGUAACUAUAGCAGGUCACCUGAAGCCUCACAUUUGCUAUCGGUUCUAUGUGCACUCGCUGUGGGGCGGUAGAGCGGGGCUUCCUGGAAUCACACAGGGCUCAACACAGCAAACAGCGCCGCUGACCGGUCCUCGAUUUAAAUAUGAGGUUCACAAGAACGCGAUACUGGUCACAUGGCAGGAAAUCCCGGCUGAGAUGCGGAUGGGAUGUAUCACCCACUACAGUAUAUAUCUAAGGCCCCCCUCACAGAAGACCCCCAUUAACAUACCUUCCAAUGGAUCGACUUUCUACCAGUACGAGAUUGGGAAUAUUAAGAAGAACGUCCAGUACUCUCUGGAGAUGACUUGCUCCAAUGAAGCCGGAGAGAGUCCCGCAAGUCCCCUCCUAUCGGCGUAUGUGCAGCCCGAGGUUUCAGAGGACAGCCCCAUGACCGUCGUGCUCCUCGUCGUCCUCCUCUUCCUCGGCCUCCUGAUCACUAUUACGUUUGCGAAACAGAGAUUACAGAUGGCCAUUGUAGCAAGAGUCCUUCCUCGAUGGUGGAGCAAGCCUGUCCCGGACCCAGCCAACUGCGAGUGGGCCAAGGCGUAUACAUUAAACAAGGAAAAAAGGAAGAUUCUUACAAAUGUUACAUCAAGUAUCUCUGACUAUGAAGAGGACACAGAGACACUAGACAUAGAAGAGAUGUUCGGCGAGGAUGAGGAGUCCCCCACAUCUGUAUUUAGCUAUAAACUACACAUUGUAACCCCUGGAAUCACUCAGGAGGAGGACAUCACCCUAAAGGAGGAGGACAUCACCCUAAAGGAGGACAUUGAAGGCUUCACACAUGGUGAGGCAAACAAAUCCCAAGAACCUGAUCAUCCCCCAUUAGACUACCUGAUCCACCACAAGAAAGAACCAUCCAACUACCUCGUCCACCAUGAUAUGAAGUCUGUAGACUACCUGGACCACCAUGACAUUAAACCAUCAGACUUCACCCAACGGGAUAUAGAAUCAUCCGGCUUCCUGGUGCACCAAUAUAUUAAGUUUUCAAACUCAAUAGUCCACAAUGAUAUCCAACCAUCCAACGACUCGCUCGUCCAUGACUUUAAACCCUCUGACUAUUUGGCCCAACAUGACAUUAAACCAUCAGACUCUCCGCUCCACCAGGAUGGUAAAUUAUUGGACCCAAUAAAUCCCCCAGUCUACCUGGUCCACAACGAAAUCAAAGUGGACUAUCUGCCGGCUAAUAUGUUGUCCAUCCUGGAGGACCUGAGAAAAGAGCAAAGCCAACCAUUCCACCAUCACAUCUUCUUCCCAUCAAGGACCAAUAACUCUAUCAGCCUGGACUCCGUGAAGAUCAACUUUCCAUACAAUGUAUAGCGAGAACUGAAUCAGACCGCGCCCGCCUUCAUCUCGAUAGACGUCUUCUUGUUUUAACAUUUCAACCGUGUACUUUAGUUUAUAAAAAAAUAAAAGUAUAAA